Pseudomassariella vexata is the source of this 1887-nucleotide messenger RNA. RefSeq names its product POT family-domain-containing protein. Lineage: Eukaryota; Fungi; Ascomycota; Sordariomycetes; Amphisphaeriales; Pseudomassariaceae. Bases 1 to 1887 code for a protein of 628 amino acids. The transcript has 2 exons. The record is from RefSeq and is a predicted model, not a curated record. Gene Ontology annotation, molecular function: dipeptide transmembrane transporter activity. Gene Ontology annotation, cellular component: membrane. Gene Ontology annotation, biological process: transmembrane transport.
AUGAUGGCUCAUGCAGCCCACAACCACGCGGCGAGCACCGACUUGCAAUAUGACAGCGACCCGGGAAAGAUGGCGCACAGGGCCCCUGGUGACUCCCCCGGUGACUCGCACGCCCCGUACCUCGACCAUGCUACCCUCAACGAGGACUACGAGGGCAAGCCCACCGAGGAAGAGUCAAAAACGCUACGAAGAGUCCCCGCAAGCGUUCCCGUUAUUGCCUAUCUUAUCUGCGCCGUUGAGUUCUGCGAGCGUGCGUCCUACUACGGUGUCCAACCUCUCAUGAGCAACUUCGUGAACAGGCCGCUUCCAGAAGGAGGGGACGGCUGGGGGGCACCGCCUUCUGGCACACAGCAGACGGCGGGUGCCUUGGGCUUGGGCACAACCAUAGCGAAUGCAAUCGGCCAGUCUUUCAGUCUGUUGGUGUAUGCCCUCCCUCUCGUUUUCGGCUACCUAGCAGACGCAAAGACAGGCCGCUUCAAGAUGAUCUGCUGGGGCGUCGGUAUUUUCGGUGUCGCACACGUCCUCAUGGUAGUCGCCGGCGCCAAAAACCUCCUAGCUAAUGGUACCGCCAAGGCGCCCUACUUCAUCUCCGUCUAUAUCCUGGCCGUUGGUGCGGGCAUGUUUAAGCCGAAUGUUUCGCCGCUGCUACUCGAUCAGAUGACUACCACGGUGCCUACUGUGGUCACCACGAGCAAGGGCGAAAGGGUGAUCCAGGAUCCCGAGUCAAGUACCGAAAGGGUUAUGCUCUGGUUCUAUCUUCUUAUUAAUAUAGGCGGCUUUAUGAAUGUGGCCACUGCCUAUAUUGAAAAAUAUAUCGGCUGGUGGUUAGCUUUCCUCAUCCCCCUUAUUCUGUACCUGCCCUUGCCUGUACUACUUUGGUGGCUACGCAAGCGCCUGAUCCUGCACCAACCUGGCGGUAGUGACCUCCCCAACGUCGUCCGAGUGCUGGGCAUCUGCUUACGGCGCGGUGGCAUUUCCAAGCUUGGCCGUCACGGCUUCUGGGAGUUGGCGAAGCCCUCUAACAUGUUGGCGGCUGGAUUGACGCCCGAUAUACGAUGGAACGACCAAUUCGUCGAUGACGUUCGCCGCACUUUCCAGGCCACGGGCAUCUUCUGUUUCUUCCCCAUCCAGUACCUCAACGAUAACGGCAUCGGCUCGGCAGCCAGCUUCCUGUCCACCAUGCUGACCACCAACGGUGUACCUAAUGACGUCAUCGGGAACUUCAACACGUUGAGCAUCAUCGUCAUGGCCCCCGUCCUGAAUUACGGCCUAUACCCCUUCUUGCGUGACGCUAAGAUCCACUACGGCCCGGUGGCUCGCAUGACAACGGGUUUGGCCAUGUCGACACUGGGCGGUGUCGGAUACACAGUGCUCAACUACUAUGCUUACAAGCAGUCCCCUUGUGGCGACUACGGCUCGAGUGACUGUACCAUCGGCGAGGGCGUGGCGCCCAUCAGCAUCUGGUGGAUGGCGAUCCCCUACGCAAUUGGUGGUAUCUCGGAGUUAUUCAUCAACGUGCCCGCCUACGGCAUUGCUUACUCGCGCGCCCCUGUCAACAUGAGGGGUCUCGUGUCGGCCAUCAACCUCUUCACCACAGCCGUAGCUUACGCUAUUGGAUUAGCAUGCUCAUCCGUCAUCACGGAUCCGUACUUGACGUGGGACUUUGGCGGUCCAGCCAUUGCCGGCGGUAUUCUCACCAUUAUAUUUUGGUUCACCUUCCGUCACAUUGAUCAGGAGGAAUUUGCCCUGACUCAGAACCCCGACUAUGAACUACAGCUGAAGGGCACUAGUGCUCCUGUGGUGGGCAAGAGCCCACUCAAUGAGAGUACCAGCCGAGCAGCCCCUACUGCCGACAACGAGGAGAUGAUGAUCUCGCAGAAACAGUAA